Porites lobata is the source of this 1966-nucleotide messenger RNA. The record is from the annotation of a GenBank genome assembly. Lineage: Eukaryota; Metazoa; Cnidaria; Anthozoa; Scleractinia; Poritidae.
CAUCAUGUCGAUGACACCGCUCACAGGGCGCGAAACAAAGCUCGGUGUUACCUAUACAAACACCGCGUUACGUUAGCUCAUAAUAAGCAGUAAGACUGUUGAUUUUCGCUCUCGGUUUUUCCUGGACAGUUGAAAUUGCUUGUAUCAUGAGCGUGGCACCGAAAGCAGUGAGAAAACGUUCCGUCACUCUGAAUUCUUUGGAGCCUUUUCUAAGGAAGCAAAAGAGGGAAAGGCUUCGUACAACCAGCAUCAAUUCCAUCGCAUCAGGAAUCGCAAGCUUCCCAGAACGGCAGCGUUCUCUGACAUGGCAUGGCGCCGAAGAUGAAGGUGGCCUUGGGGGCUGCUCACCCAAAUUGACCCUGCCGCUGAAUUCAGCUCACGAUAUUGCUGAUUUAAAAGAUUUCCACGACGAGUUGGAAUCUCAAGAAGUCAUAAAGCACAUUAUAACCGAAGAGCUGGAUAGAUCUCUCUUCGAUUGUGACUACGACAGCGAAAGAUGUGUGGCACAGUGCGCGGAUAUAAGCCAAGCGGUGGAAUCGAGAGUCAAAGAAAUCACUCCGCACGAAACGAAGGUACUGGCUGUGGUGUAUAUAGGUGAGAUACGGGAUCAGGGACUUGAAAUAACCAGUCAAUGCCUCUGGGACCCGGAAACAGACAAUUUUGUAACUGCAAGUUUCAGGAGCAAGACUCUGUUCGCUGUGUGCACUGUUUUUACGGUUCAGUACUGAAUAUCACGAGGCGUUAACUUUGCUUCAAAGCCAAGUGUUGAUACUUUAAUUCCUGUUUUGCACAUACAACACGCGUAUUAUUAAAGCUAAACUGCAACUAAGGCGAGGGAACCAUGAAAAUUUUCGGAGUGCAACAUUAUACUAAAAGCAAACAGUACCACAAAGUUAUUUCUUGAUAACUUUGACCUGAAUGAUUCAAAGUUAUUUUACAUAUGUGAGAACAAUCUAGGAUUAAAGGAGUUAACAGUGGUGUUGCAAGUAAUAUACUUCGCAAACUAAACAGCGAACUUAGAAAAAAAAAAUCAAGUAUGCACAUUUAUCAAUGACAAUUUUGGAGAUAUUUGUAAUUAUUUGUGAUGAUCUCCCAGAAUUAAUGGUCCUCUGUACUCCCAUUAUUUGUUAGCAUUUCUAAAGUAAGUACCGGUAAUUACUCAUCUUUAAUUUGGAGAAGCAUACGCAAACCCGCAAAACUACAGUUAUUACAAUAGGCAUAUAACGAUUAUUUCCGAUACUUAGUUAAACAAAUAACCCCACUUAAAAGUCACUGGGCACUGAGUUUGUAUAAAUAUUCAACGUUUAAUUUGGCUUCAGACUGUUGUAAAUGAUAUUUCGAUCGUGCAAAUGGUGAACACGAGCUGAAUAAAACUAAAAAAGUUCUCGGAGGUGAAAAUUUUAACAUCAAAGAAUUGAAAUUUAAAGUUCUUUCUUCUUCAAAUAGCGGCUGGAUCAAGGGUAAUUACACUUAGUUCAGUUUCCAAAUAAGGUAGAUAUUACAUCAGAGUAUAAAUAAACUCAGCAUAUUUAAACGUACUGCAUCCACUUGGUCAGAAAAUCAUAAAGCCAGCCAAUCGUUUCUCUUUACUGUACAGUAGUAAUCUCUUUGUUGGACAUGUCGGAAACAAAGGUUUAAUUAUUUGCAAAGGAAUGGCUGACGAUAAAUUUACAAAAAUUGAAUAAAACAUAGUGCGGUAUUAAUUCAAUGAGCAAUUUAUUACGAAUAAACAAAUGUAGCUAUUUAAAGCUGCUGUCAACUUUCUCGUUGCACUCUCUAGCCUCGUGCCUUGCAUUUAUACAUUGCAGCCUGAGUCAACCUUAAAUUUGUUUUGAAAGGAAACCGCUACAUGAACCCGCUUGUUAAUUUUUUCAAAAUUCGAGAGUUUAAAGUUAAAUCUUGACAAGGUGAUUUACAAAUUUAAUGAUGAGGAACUGCGAUCAUGAACUCUUUUUUGAUUUAAGCC